UCGGAAACGUUGAAAAUUUCGUUAAGUAGUUGUAGGUUAUCGAAUGUGUAGUUGUUUUUGUUGCAACAAAUUUUAGAAAAAUGCUCGAUCUGUUUUCAAUAUUCAGUAAGAGCGGCAUUGUGCUAUGGUGUUUUCAGAGCACUUCACAGAUUUUUACACCGAGUGUCAAUGCGUUGAUACGAAGCGUUAUCCUACAGGAACGAACUGGGAAUCAUACGUUUGAACAUGAUUCUCUACGACUCCAGUACAAGCUGGAUAACGAGUUCGAAUUGGUGUUUGUUGUUGCAUACCAGAAAAUAUUGCAGUUAUCUUAUAUAGACAAAUUUUUAAAUGAUAUUCAUUUAGAAUUUAGAGAUCGUUUCAGAUGUGAAUUAAGCGCUUUUAAGUGGUUUCACACUUAUGAAUUUAAAGAUGAUUUUCGUCGCAUUUUGGCUGACAGCGAAGAGUGGGGAAAGAUGGUGACUAAAUUACCUAAGCAAAUGCGAUCGUUCAAUGAGAGUCAAAAAUCUAAGAAAACUGUAGCUAGUAUGAUUGAGAGAACAAACGACAAAGACAUUAAAAAACAAGGUAAAAAGAAGUUAGUCAGUGCUGAAGAGAUUAGUCAGGAAAUUGAAGAACAGCCAAAAGCUGAAUUACCGAGAGCUGAAUCGCCGAUGUCACUAGGAGAUCAAAAUGGUGAAUUAGACGACGAGGUAUUGAUGGCAAAUCGGCUGAAGCUUGCUCAAAAAUUCCAAAAGCCAAAAAAGACCGUCAAUAAACAGAAAAGUCCAAAGCCUGAAAAGGCUGGAAAGAAACCUCGUGUAUGGGAACUCCACGGUACCGCGAAGGAUCUACCUUCUUUAGAACGUACCAAGGAUAAACCUAAUGACUUCACCGAUCACAUUCAAGCUGAUAUAAACUUAGUUGGAAAAAUGAAAGGAGGUAUACAGGAUUUAGAAGUUGACAGCGAUUCCGAGGAUGACUACGAAGCGGAAGAGGAGGAUUUUGUUAAGCCCCAAGAGAAUAAGAAGUCCAGCGGAAUGCUUGCCAUGUUCAAGAAUCUAGUGAAAAAUAAAUCAUUGAAACACGAAGAUAUGGUCCCGGUGUUGGAAAAAAUGAAAGAUCAUCUUAUUGCAAAGAACGUCGCCGCUGAUAUUGCUCAUAAGCUUUGCGAGUCCGUUCGAACGAAGCUGGAAGGAAAGGUAUUAGGUACCUUUGCCAGCGUGACGAGCACCGUUAAAAAUACAUUGAAAGAAGCUCUGGUCCAGAUUCUGUCCCCAAAAAGAAGAAUCGAUAUUCUUCGAGAUGCUUACGAGGCCAAGAAUAAGGGCAGACCAUACGUAAUGACGUUUUGUGGUGUUAACGGUGUCGGAAAGUCCACUAAUCUGGCCAAGAUCUGUUUCUGGCUGAUUGAAAAUAAUUUUCGUGUUCUCAUUGCUGCCUGUGAUACAUUCAGAGCCGGUGCUGUGGAGCAGCUAAGGACACAUAUGCGACACUUGAAUGCACUUCAUCCGCCCGAGAAACACGGAAAUCAGACCAUGGUCCAGCUGUAUGAAAAGGGUUAUGGGAAAGAUGCCGCGGGAAUUGCCCUGGAAGCUAUUCGCUAUGCGAACGAUUCCAUGAUAGACGUGGUCUUAAUCGAUACCGCUGGUCGAAUGCAAGACAACGAGCCACUGAUGCGAGCUUUGGCCAAGCUGAUUAAAGUGAACGAACCGGAUUUGGUACUUUUUGUCGGGGAGGCUCUAGUGGGAAACGAAGCAGUCGAUCAAUUGGUAAAGUUCAAUCAAGCUCUCGCCGACUACAGUAAUUCCGAUAAUCCUCAUAUAAUCGAUGGAAUCGUCCUGACCAAGUUUGACACAAUCGAUGACAAGGUGGGAGCUGCCAUUUCCAUGACUUAUAUCACUGGUCAGCCGAUCGUCUUCGUGGGAACCGGUCAAACCUACACGGACCUAAAAUCAUUGAACGUUAAGACGGUUGUUCACGCGCUGAUGAAGUGAACCAGCAAUAUAUAU
Orussus abietinus is the source of this 1991-nucleotide messenger RNA. It is a transcript of the gene SrpRalpha, whose product is annotated as signal recognition particle receptor subunit alpha homolog. Lineage: Eukaryota; Metazoa; Arthropoda; Insecta; Hymenoptera; Orussidae. The coding region runs from base 81 to 1976 and encodes 631 amino acids. The transcript has 8 exons. Gene Ontology annotation, biological process: SRP-dependent cotranslational protein targeting to membrane. Gene Ontology annotation, cellular component: endoplasmic reticulum membrane; signal recognition particle receptor complex. The record is from RefSeq and is a predicted model, not a curated record. Gene Ontology annotation, molecular function: signal recognition particle binding; GTP binding; GTPase activity.